AAGACGCAUGCGUGCAGGGUUGCCUCACCAAAAAAGACUACAAACUCCAGAGACACUUGCGGCAUCUCGCGCAAAAGUCCGUAGUUGAAACUGGCAAAGGGGUUCAAACCGGAGGAAGUAAGACUCCACCGGGCGUGGUUGUUUGCGGUCCUUUCAUCUAUCACUUAGGGUCAGGGCUUGGGUCUUGCCCCGCAGACCCUCGGAAGACCCGGCCCCAGCGCAACUAUGAACUUGGAGCGGGUGUCCAACGAGGAGAAGUUGAACCUCUGCCGGAAGUACUACCUGGGUGGGUUUGCUUUCCUGCCUUUUCUCUGGCUGGUCAACAUUUUCUGGUUCUUCCGAGAGGCCUUCCUUGUCCCGGCAUACACAGAACAGAGCCAAAUCAAAGGCUAUGUCUGGCGCUCAGCUGUGGGCUUCCUCUUCUGGGUAAUUGUACUCACCACCUGGAUCACUAUCUUCCAGAUCUACCGGCCACGUUGGGGCGCCCUUGGGGACUACCUCUCCUUCACCAUACCCCUGGGUACCCCCUGAUAACAUCUUCUGCGCAGGUCUGAGGACCAGGAUGGGCUCCUCUCUACUCCAAGCCCACUCUCAAGCCCCUCUGACUUGUUCCUAUCUCCUGUGUUCUCUGCUGACAUCCCCCAAUAAAGGACCCUAAUUCUCA
Molecule: messenger RNA, 664 nt
Organism: Camelus dromedarius (Arabian camel)
Lineage: Eukaryota; Metazoa; Chordata; Mammalia; Artiodactyla; Camelidae
Gene: PSENEN
Product: presenilin enhancer, gamma-secretase subunit
Exons: 4
Coding region: 226-531 (101 amino acids)
Biological process (GO): Notch receptor processing
Cellular component (GO): gamma-secretase complex
Source: RefSeq, a predicted model, not a curated record